AUGAGCUUAGGGAAAACUAUUUAUGUUGACAAGGAACUUGGAGAAAAUGUGGGGUGCGUGUCACGGAUACGCAUAAUGAGCGCCCUUGUGGCCGGUGUUGGUGCUGGACUGCUGGGACUAACUAAUUUGGCCGGCGCCUUAUUUUUUGUGGUGAGUGCGCUGUUCACUUCUUUUGCCAUACUCUGCUUUGGGUGCGAGGGCGGUCCUGAAAGGUAUUUCCCCUCGGGGAAGAAGGAGCUUUUUUCAUUUGGAAGCCUCUUUACGGGUGGUAUGACAUACAUUUUGGCUUGGACUGUAGCAUAUGACGCAAUUUAUAUAUUCUAG
Trypanosoma brucei brucei TREU927 is the source of this 324-nucleotide messenger RNA. RefSeq lists its product as hypothetical. Gene Ontology annotation, cellular component: membrane; endoplasmic reticulum; EMC complex. Bases 1 to 324 code for a protein of 107 amino acids. Gene Ontology annotation, biological process: autophagosome assembly; protein folding in endoplasmic reticulum. Lineage: Eukaryota; Euglenozoa; Kinetoplastea; Trypanosomatida; Trypanosomatidae. The record is from RefSeq and is a predicted model, not a curated record. The transcript has a single exon.